Physeter macrocephalus (sperm whale) is the source of this 12600-nucleotide messenger RNA. It is a transcript of the gene MXRA5, whose product is annotated as matrix remodeling associated 5. Gene Ontology annotation, cellular component: extracellular exosome. The coding region runs from base 16 to 8763 and encodes 2915 amino acids. Gene Ontology annotation, molecular function: protein binding; extracellular matrix structural constituent. The transcript is spliced from 10 exons. Lineage: Eukaryota; Metazoa; Chordata; Mammalia; Artiodactyla; Physeteridae. Gene Ontology annotation, biological process: response to transforming growth factor beta. The record is from RefSeq and is a predicted model, not a curated record.
GCGCCGGCCCCGCGCAUGCUCUGCGCGCAGCGCUCCCGUGUGCCGCGGCUUGCGAAGGACAGGGCGCGGCGGACGAAGCUGCGCUUGCCUAUUGCACGGCCGCCUGCACCGUCAGCUCUUGCGGGGCAGCUGAAAGGCGACACGCGUCCGGAUGUUAGAGAGCAUCUCUUUGGAGGUCCUGUAACGGAUGGAAGAGCUGCGGCCUCGGGGUGUCCCUACCGCGGGUGUCCUGGGAUGACCCAGCCCGACAAGAUGCCAACGCGGGCGCACUGGCGAGCACUCUCCGUGGUGCUGAUUCUGCUGUGGGGACACCCGCGCGCCGCGCUGGCCUGUCCGUACCCUUGCACCUGUUACGUUCCCAGCGAGGUCCACUGCACGUUUCGCUCCUUGGCUUCCGUGCCCGCUGGGAUUUCUAAACACGUGGAAAGAAUCAAUCUGGGGUUUAAUAGCAUACAGGCUUUGUCGGAAACCUCGUUUGCGGGGCUGACCAAGUUGGAGCUACUUAUGGUUCACGGCAAUGACAUCCCCAGCAUCCCCGACGGGGCUUUGAGAGACCUCAUCUCUCUCCAGGUUUUCAAGUUCAGCUACAAUAAGCUUCGAGUGAUCACAGGAGAGACCCUGCGGGGGCUCUGGAGCUUAAUCAGACUGCACAUGGACCACAACAAGAUCGAGUUUAUCCACCCACAAGCGUUCAGUGGCUUAACGUCCCUAAGGCUACUCCACUUAGAGGGAAACAUGCUUCACCAGCUACACCCCGCCACGUUCUCCACGUUCACGUUUCUGGAUUAUUUCAGACUCUCCACCGUAAGACACCUCUACUUAGCCGAGAACAUGAUUAGAACUCUUCCCACCGGCAUGCUGCAGAACAUGCCGCUUCUGGAGAAUCUUUACCUGCACGGGAAUCCGUGGUCCUGUGGUUGUGAGAUGAAGUGGUUCCUGGAAUGGGAUGCAAAAUCCAGAGGGGUUCUGAAGUGUAAGAAGGACAAAGCGUAUGAAGGGGGUCAGCUGUGCUCCACGUGCUUCAGUCCCAGGAAGCUGCACAAACAAGAGAUUCAGAAGCUGAAGGACGUCACUUGUGAGAAGCCUUCUAUCGAGUCCCCUCUGAGACAGAACAAGAGCAGGAGUAGCGAGGAAGAUGAGGAUCUAGAGGAGGAGGGUGACAGCCCGUUCUCCCUGCAGGGGUUCCAGUAUCCCGUAUGGAACGUCUCUCUGAAUAUGAGCGACGAACACGGGAACACGGUGAACUUGGUCUGUGACAUCAAGAAGCCCGUGGACGUGUACCAACUACACCUGAACCAAACAGACCGUCAAGAGAUAGAGAUAAAUGCCACAGUCGCCUUGGAUUUUGAGUGUCCGAUGACUCGAGAAAACUAUGAGAGACUCUGGAAGCUGAUUGCCUAUUACAGCGAGGUCCCUGUGAAGCUACACCGAGAACUCACGCUCAGCAAAGACCCCAGACUCGGCUACCGGUACAGGCAAGACGCCGACGAUGAGACCCUCUACUACACGGGCGUCAGGGCCCACAUCCUGGCAGAACCAGAGUGGGUUACGCAGCCGUCCAUAGACCUCCAACUCAACCGGCGUCAGAGUACGGCCAGAACGGUGCUGCUGUCCUAUGCCUCUCAACACGCGCUCACCGUGUCCGCCAAAGACGCGAGGCCGUCUCGUAGCAGAAGCUGGGUAAUGAUUGAGCCUAGCAGAGCGGUGCAGAGAGCCCAGACUGUCUUGGAAGGGAGUCCAUGCCAGCUGAGCUGCAACGUGAAGGCUUCGGAGAGCCCGUCCAUCUCCUGGGUGCUCCCGGAUGGCUCUGUCCUGAAAGCACCAAUGGAAGACGAGGACGGUAGAUUCUCCAUCCUCACCAGCGGCUGGCUGAAGAUCAAAUCCACGGAGCAGUCAGACACCGGUUUGUACCAGUGCAUCGCUCGGGUGAGGGAUGAAAUGGAUCAAAUGGUCUAUAGGGUCCUUGUGCAGCCACCUGUCCCUCAGCCCCCUGGUGGACAUGCAGUGACCAUUGAGAAGAACCCGGGGGAGCCGGUGAUGCUGCCUUGCAAAGCACUGGCCAUACCUGAAGCCCAGAUUAGCUGGAUCCUCCCAAACAGGAGGAUAAUCAGCGGCAUGGCUAACGCCUCACACACGUACAUGUUGGCCGAUGGAACCCUUUCCAUCCCAAAGGCCCAAGGUAGCGACAGUGGUUACUACAGAUGCGUGGCUGUCAACCGGCAAGGGGCAGAUCAUUUCACGGUGGGGAUCACGGUGCGUAAGAAGGGAUCUGCCAGGUCAUCGAAAAGAGGCAGACGCCCAGGUGGGAAGACCCCUUCCAGAGGAAGAGGAGAUGUCGUGGAGGAUGAAGGGGGAUCUGGCCUAGGAGACGAAGGUAACACAGCGAGGAGGGUUCUCCAUCCAGAGGACCAAGCGAUGUUCAUCAAGGCAAAGGACGAUGCCGUCACUGGAGGUCAGAAAACCAAGAAAGGGCGCAGAAAGCUGAAACACCGGAAGACUUCCGAAAAGGAACCAGAGACAAACAUCGCAGAAGGUCGCAGAGUGUUUGAGUCCAGACGAAGGAUAAACAUGGCCAACAAACAGAUCAAUCCAGAGCGCUGGGCAGAUAUUUUAGCCAGAGUACGUGGGAGAAAUCUACCUAAGGGAACAGAAGUACCCCAGGUCAUUAAAACCAACACUCCUCCCUCAGAGAGUCUAGAAGUGACACCCCUUCUGCCUGCUGUUCCUUCCAGCUCAGUAUCACCCACUCAGGAUCAGACCACAGCCAGUGCAGAAGACUCCUCAGGAGAUGCGUCUUUAUUUGGCGGGGAAGAGCAGGUUUCUAGCGCUGUUUCCUCAACCAGGAUGGUUCUGGUCCAGUCUGGCCACGAUGGAGUAAUUCUUGCUGACCCCAAAGUGACAAGCACACACCUGGAAGAACUGACUGAUGAUGAGUUUUCUGAGAAGACCAAGGCUGCAGCUCCCGCUGCAGUUGACUCGAAUUGGGCUACAGCCACGACACGGCCAUCCGUGCCUUACGAAUCUUCUACUCUACAGACCCUGGAUAGGGUCCGCGAAGAGCCCACUAACAAAAACAUAGCCACAGAGGGCUGGUCUACACUAGAUGCUGGAUCCAUGCCAGGGUCUACAUCCAGUGAGUAUGAGUCUCCAUUGGAUGCCACCUCCUUGGCCGAGUCUGAGACUCUGCCAUACUUUUACCAAGAUCUGGAGACACAUUCACAACCAGGUGAAAAUACGACGGAAGAACAGACCUCCACGCACGUUACUCCAGUGCCUGCCUUGUGGGUUGCUAACACCAGGACCUCUGAGCCAUUUGAAGAUCCCAUUUCAGGGGACCCCAAAGUCCCAGCACAAACAGCUCUACAAGAGCAAACAGAGAGCCCGAAGCUCGUGAAAAGUGGUUUAAGCACUCAGGGCCACCCACUGAUUCCCAAGGGCACAGAGGAGAAUUCUCAGACACUACAGGAAGGAGGGCCGCUAGAGAGAGACCCCAAAAGCUCCAGAAGUCCCGAGAGUAAGCGGCAAGGCAUCGAAUCUACCGCUCUGCUUGACUCGGCACUGGAAGCUAUGACGAGCGCCACUGCCUUGAAGCGUCCCAAGGAAACCACCCUUGGCGUUCUGUUUGACAAGGACACCAGCACGGUAGCAGUGAUGGUGCCAGCCCAAAAGGCCGCUUCCCCACCAGCACCGACCACUCAUCCUUCCCGAAAGCGACCCAACGGGAGGAGGCGAUUACGCCCCCAUCGAUUCCGACACCGGCAUAAACAAACCCCGCCCACGACUUUUGCCCCAGCGGUCACUUUUUUGACACCCCUGACUCAGGUACCUGAAGUGAAGACUCCAAGCCAAGCGGAAAGCUUGCCGGUUCCUACGUCUUGGGUUGAUAGCACAGUUGGUACCCCAAAGCAGAUGGACAUGGAGAAGCAUGCAGAACCGGUAUCCAAGGGAACCCCACGCAGGAAACAUGGGAAGAGGCCAAAGAAACAUCGCUACAUCACCUCUACCAUGAGCUCUAUAGCGUCUGUGUCCAAGCCCAGCCCUCCCCCAGAAAAUAAAUAUAAAAACACUGUUACCCCCAGUUCAGAAGUUGUACUUUCACCUACCCCCGUUUCUGUCACAACUGGAGACCCACGUGAGAUAACCAGAGUGGAAGAUUAUAGGACAGCCACCACCAAAACACGUUUAUCUCAUGAUAAAUUCCAAGAGACAAUUCCAGUCACGUACGAGCCCGUAUCAGACGGAAAGGAAAUUAAGAAUUACGACGUCAUAAACAUCAGGGACCAUAAAACCGACAGUCUCGUCCCUGGCGAGUCCGUCACUCAUGUGGCAUCACCUUCUGGGGCCGAGGUCUCCACUGUGGGAGUAUUUAAGGAGGCCUCCCCUCCUUCUGGCUUUCCAGGAAGUGCAAGGUGGACUUCUCCCAGGGCAGCCCAGCCUGAGCGGCUACAGACAGACCCGCCUGUUAGCAGCUCUUCAGAAGCUCUUACAGACUCACCCUUUUUAAAAGAGUUGGAGGACCUAGGUUUUCCUUCUGAGUUUUCACCUUCUUCUGCAGUCUCUAUGCUCUCGCAACAGGAAGAAGUGGUCCCUUCAACGACUCCCGCCGUCAUAAAAGUAGAGGCAUCUUCAAGUCAGGCGGAGACCACCAUCAGUGGUCAGAGUCAUCGUGAAACCACUCCAGCCAUCAUCCGUUCUGAAAUUAGACACCAGAAGGAAGUCUCCACACGUGCCCUGGUGGAGGAGCCAGCAACCCCAUUCCCACCCACAACUCGUGUGUCUCUGGCAGAAACCACCGCAGAGCCCACACCUCUUACGUCAGAAACACGGCCAACGUCAAACGCUCCCGAACCAAACAUUUUCUUCCAUUAUGCUGGGGGGACCCCAGCAAGCGGAGUACCUUCAGUGAAUAACGAAGGAACUCAGCAGGUAUCGCAGCCAAACGAAUUAUCCACUCCUUCCCACCAGGACAAAUUUACCUUCGCUCCAAAGCAGGAGCUGCGAAAGGAAGCCUUUGAUGGUACAACCAAAAACAGCCUUCCAAGGGGUCCAGAUGGUCACCACGAGGCUGGGAGGGUCCAAGGUUUCCACCAACCCCCCAGAGUUGCUGCCACACCGGUCCCCCCGAGAGGAACCAUGAGGCCACCACACACGGCCACAGAAAGCUCCUUUAGAUACGCUGUCACUCUCCAGCCCCACCUGACCAGCAACCUGGGAAUCGCUGCAUAUCCGUCGAGGGAUCCGCCAGAGAAUAAGCACUUUACGACUCCAAAAUUACCAAGUUCAACAACUCCUGUGGUUCCGUUGCCUAGGUCCAAAGCUAGCAUUCCUAGUAAGUCAACUGACCAGGGAACUGGCCCAUUCGGCGGCAGCUCCAAAUCGUCUGGAGAUAAUACCAUCCCUGAUCCAAGAGACCCAGCUGGCAAGCUUCCAAAUUCGAGAGUUCCUUAUUAUCCCGAUGGAAGAUUCCCUUUCUCUUUCAACAGGACCCCCUCUCUUCCACAGUUGGCAGUUACUCCGAAGCCUCAGAUCCCCACCUCUCCCGCCCCGGGGAUGAGAGGGAGAAAAGUCAACCCGGGUCCCCACGAUAGGAUGCAUUCUCAGAGCAUCAUCCAUGUGGACUUUGGUCCCCCAGCACCUCCUGUACUGCACCUUCCCCAGACCGUGGCGCCCCCCUCAACCAACUUCAGAAACAUCCCUCUGGUCUACUCCACCCGGAGCGCCAUCCCUUUCCUAUCUUCUUCUGCCCAGCCUUCCAGAAGCUUCCAUCCGAGCAGCUCCAAGCUCUUCUCUUCCGGAGGACCACCUGCAUCCAAACUCUGGACGCUUGGGGAAAAGCCCCAGAUUAUCACCAAAUCCCCCCAGACCGUGUCCGUCACUGCCGAGACAGAUGUCAUGUUCCCGUGUGAGGCCGUGGGGAAACCCAAGCCUUUCGUGACUUGGACAAAGCUGUCCACAGGUGCUCUCAUGACCCCCAACACCAGAGUACAGCGGUUUGAAGUCCUGAAGAACGGCACCUUCGUCAUCCGAAACGUGCAGGUGCAGGACCGCGGCCAGUACGUGUGCACGGCCAGAAACCUGCACGGAGCAGACAGGAUGGUGGUCCUGCUGUCAGUCGCGGUGCAGCAGCCUCACAUCCUAGCCGCCCACUACAAGGAUGUCACCGUCUACCUGGGCGACACCAUCGCCAUGGAGUGUCUGGCGAAGGGAACCCCAGCUCCCCAGAUCUCCUGGAUCUUCCCCGACAGGAGGGUCUGGCAGACCGGCCCCCCCGUCGAGGGCAGGAUCACGCUGCACGAGAACCGGACCCUGUCCAUCAAGGAGGCGUCCUUCUCAGACAGAGGCGUGUACAAGUGCGUGGCCAGCAACGCAGCCGGCGCGGACAGCCUCGCCAUCCGCCUGCACGUGGCGGCCCUCCCACCCGUCAUCCACCAGGAGAAGCUGGAGAACAUCUCGCUGCCCCCUGGCCUUAGCAUCCACAUCCACUGCACCGCCAAGGCCGCGCCCCUGCCCAGCGUGCGCUGGGCGCUCUGGGACGGGACGCAGAUCCGCCCUUCGCAGUUCAUCCACGACAACCUCUUCGUCUUCCCCAACGGGACCCUCUACAUCCGCAACCUGGCGCCCAAGGACAGCGGACGCUACGAGUGCGUGGCCGCCAACCUAGUGGGCUCGGCGCGCAGGACCGUGCAGCUCACCGUGCAGCGCGCCGCCGCCAACGCGCGCAUCACCGGCACCUCCCCGCAGAGGACCGACGUCCGCUACGGGGGGACCCUCCAGCUGGACUGCAGCGCCUCCGGAGACCCCUGGCCGCGCAUCCUCUGGAGACUGCCGUCCAAGAGGACGAUAGACGCGCUCUUCAGCUUUGACACCAGGAUCAAGGCGUUUGCCAACGGGACCCUGGUGGUGAAAUCCGUCACGGACAAAGAUGCGGGCGAUUACCUGUGCGUCGCCCGGAAUAAGGUUGGCGAUGACUUCGUCAUGCUCAAGGUAAACGUGGUCAUGAAACCAGCCAAGAUCGAGCACAAAGAGGAGAUUGACCACAGGGUCUUUUACGGGGGCGACCUCAAAGUGGACUGCAUGGCCACCGGGCUCCCCAACCCCGAGAUCUCCUGGGGCCUCCCGGACGGCAGCCUGGUCAACUCUUUCAUGCAGUCCGACGACAGCGGCAGACGGACCAAGCGCUACGUCGUUUUCAACAACGGAACCCUCUACUUCAACGAGGUCGGGUUGCGAGAGGAAGGUGACUACACGUGCUUUGCCGAAAAUCAGGUCGGCAAGGAUGAGAUGAGGGUGCGCGUCAAGGUGGUGACCGAGCCCGCCGUCAUCCGGAAUAAGACGUACUCCGUGGUCCAGGUCCCCUACGGGGACGUGGUCACCGUGGCUUGUGAGGCCAAAGGGGAGCCCACGCCCAGGGUGACCUGGCUUUCUCCAACCAACAGGCUGAUCCCCACCUCCUCCGACAAGUACCAGAUAUAUCAGGACGGCACUCUCCUCAUCCAGAAAGCCCAGCGCUCGGACAGCGGCAACUACACCUGCGUGGUCAGGAACGGCGCCGGGGAGGACAGGAAGACGGUCUGGAUUCACGUCAACGUCCAGUCGCCCAAGAUCAACGGGCACCCCAACGCCAUCACCACGGUGCGGGAGAUUGCUCCGGGAGGGAGUCGCAAAGUCAUCGACUGCAAGGCGGAAGGCAUCCCCACGCCCAGAGUGCUGUGGGCCUUUCCCGAGGGCGUGGUCCUGCCGGCCCCUUACUAUGGCAACCGCAUCACCAUCCAUCGCAAUGGUACCCUGGACAUCAAGAGUCUGAGGAAGAGCGACUCUGUCCAGCUGGCGUGCAUUGGACGUAAUGAAGGUGGGGAAGCCAGACUCAUCGUCCAGCUUACGGUCUUGGAGCCCGUGGAGAAGCCCAUCUUCCACGACCCGGUCAGCGAGAUCACCGCCAUGGCCGGCCACACCAUCAGUCUCAACUGCUCAGCGGCUGGGACCCCGACGCCCACCCUGCUGUGGGUCCUUCCCAACGGGACGGAGCUGCAGAGCGGCCAGCAGCUGCAGAGGUUCUACCACAAGGGCGACGGGGUGCUGCAUAUCAGCGGCCUGGCCUCCGUGGACGCCGGGGCCUACCGCUGCGUGGCCAGGAACUCGGCGGGCUACACGGAGAGGCUGGUGUCUCUGAAGGUGGGGCUGAAACCCGAAACGAGCAACCAGUACCACAACCUGGUCAGCAUCAUCAACGGGGAGACCCUGCAGCUGCCCUGCACCCUUCCGGGGGCCCGGCAGACCCGCUCCUCCUGGACGCUGCCCGGCGGCUUGGUGUUGGAGGGUCCCCAGGUCCGAGGCCGCUUCGCCCUUUGGGAGAACGGUACCCUCACCGUGCGCGACGCGUCCGUCUUCGACAGGGGCACCUACGUGUGCAGGGCGGACACGGAGUACGGACCUUCCGUCGUGCACGUCCCGGUGAUCGUGAUUGCCUACCCUCCCCGGAUCACCAGUGAACCCACACCUGUCAUCUACACGCGGCCCGGGAGCACCGUGCAGAUGAACUGCAUGGCCAUGGGCGUCCCCAAAGCCGAGGUAAGCUGGGAGCUGCCGGACAAGUCGCGUCUGACCGCGGGGACGCAGCCCCGUCUCUACGGGAACAGGCUUCUCCAGCCACAGGGCUCGUUAAUCAUCCAGCAGGCCGCCCAGAGGGACGCGGGCUUCUACAAGUGCACCGCCAAAAACCCCCUGGGCCGUGACUCAAAAACAACCUACGUCCACGUCUACUGAAACCCCGGGAGGACGCCGUGGACUCCACGGCCGCUGCUUCGGAAGUUAGAACAAAGCCUCCUUUGGGGUCACAGCCGGGGCUGGAGAGCCAGGGCUCUGCAAGGAUUUGUCCCGGGGCACGGUGGCCCCCUCCGGCUUGGGUUUCAGGCUCACGUCGACCUUGACCUGUGUUUGUGGACGAAAGGAAGCAACGCAGACACGGGAAGCAGGUGUCAGCCUCUCUGGGGGGACUUUCUUUCACGUUUACAGGAUGCCAUAUGCUCUUGCCUUGCAUUUCACAGGACUUGGGUGCAGAUUACAAAUUCUGUGUCGCUGGCACCAUCCUGAUGCUUGAACGGGCGUCUGUAGGAUAUCUAAGAAGCAUUCACUGCAAAGAAGCUGUAGAGAUUCACAGUGCCUUGUUACCCCCGCGGAAGAUGCAUUACCUAGUUAACCCGCUGCCGUUUUAACAUGAUAGAGCGUUCUAGAAUGAGUAUCCGUCUCUCCGUUAUUUCUUCUGUCACUUCAGAACGCCAGUUUGCCCGACAAGGGCUGAGAACCAGAGGGAUUGUUUGUUUGUUUGUGUUUCAUGUACAAGUGUCCUACAGUACAGCUCCCAUUUUAUAGGAAAGAACGCUUUCUCCCUGGAACUCACUUUUUAUGUAGUGUUUUAUAUAUAUAUAUAUAUUUUUUUUUUCUUUCUAAUCAGACGAUGAGAGUAGAAAGAGAAAGACAUACUUUCUGUCUCAUUAAAAAUAAUAAAUUAUUGGUCUUUACAAGGCUUGGAUGCAUUAGAGCAGGCACGGAAAUGCGAUUAAAACCAGUUUCCUUCCUGACUUCCUUCAAAUUCAUGAACCACUGUUAUAUUACCUGUCCCAGCGACCCUCCGGUAGGGGAUGCUGAGGUAUUGGAUUUCCUUGUUGAUAAUAAAAUUUAUCCGGAGAGAGCUGUGCGGGACCGGGGAGACAACAGGAGAGGGGGGGACAAAGCUAAGUUGUGACCGCACAGAAUAAACCCAGAGCCUUCCAGAGAAGCCCAGAAAUAUCUUUCCUCCGGUCAGUUUGUGUCCAUGAAAAAUAGAUCUGUUAUUUCCAUGACUGCUUUACUGUAUUUUUAAGGUCAAAAUAAUGUACAUUGGAUAAUAAAAUAAUAUUUUCCAAAGAACCAGGCAAUCACGACAGUGAUAUUUUCAAGGGCAAAAGCACUUCAAGUGAGUUUGCGCUUAGAUCAGAUUGGUUGAAAAACUGCUUUUAUCCACCACAUUGGAAUUAUUCUGUUCUCUGUGAGUAUCUCACCAGCAAGGAGACGAAGUCCAAGGUGGCAGCUCCAGCAGAGUCUUUGACUGGAAGGUGAGGUGUGGGACCAGCUCCAGUAUGAAGCAGGAUAAUUUGAGGCUGAAGAAAGGGUGCCACAGCAAUCCUGCAGCCAGUUUUCUUUAGGGAAGAGACAUCUUGGGUGCAUGUAGCAGUAUUCCUCAAAUAUGCAUUCUUUGGCUUCCCCCGAGAGGAAGGAAGAAAGCAAACUCAAGAUAAAUAUUUGGGAAGAAUGUGACUUUUGACCGUGCUGCCCAUCUGGAAAGAAUGGCAGUCAUUGAAAUGAAAGAGAGCUUGGCUUUUCAAGACUGGGAAGCACGGACCCUGUCUCACUCAUGAAUCCAUUUAUUUACUUAAGGAUAACUACACAGCCUCUUGGGGUGUGCCAGGUACCAGGAUGGGCACCAGGGUACCCUGAUGUGUAGGAAACACAUCCUGCUUGAAGAGUUUCAUCCUCCAUAGACAAACCCUUCAUCCAGGACGGGGUUUCUCAACACUAGCACUACAGACAUUUGGGGCUGGAUCAUUUUCUGGGGUGAGGGCUGUCCUGUGCACUGCAGCGUUUUUCGUGGCAUCUGUAGGCUAUACCCACAAGAUGCCACUAGCAUCCUCCCCUCCAGGGCUGACUGUCAAAAGAGUGGCUCCGGAUAUUUUCAAUGUCCCCCUCAUCACCCUGAGUUGAGAACCACCACCGUAGAUCUUAAAUAGAUAUAAUUUGAUAGAUAGAUAGAUAGAUAGAUAGAUAGAUAGAUAGAUAGAUAGAUGAUAGAUAGGAAGAAAAUAGGUUGAUAUAGAUAAGACAGAUAAAUGAUAGACGAGUUAGAUAAAUAGGUGUGCGGAUGGAUGGAUAGAUGAUUGAUAGAUACGUACAUAAAUGUAGAUGAUAUGAUAGGUAGACAAUAGAUGAUAGAUAAGAUAGAGAUAGAUGAUAGAGAUAAAUAGAUAUAUAUGUGGAUGGAUGGAUGGAUGGAUAGAUGAUUGAUAAGUAAAUAUAUAUAGUACAUAGAUAAUAGCUAGCUAGAUAGAUGGUGAAGAUAGAUUGUAAAUAGAUACAUGACAUACAUGAUACAUAGAUUGAUAAUAGGUAGAUAGGUGACUGAUAGAUACAUCAGUAGAUAGUAGAUAGAUAAUAGCUAGAUGAUGAUGGUGGUGAUGAUAGAUUAGAUAGAUGAUAGGUAUAUAGACAGGGAAGAUAGAUGACAAAUGGAUGGAUGGAUAGGUGCGUAGAGAGAGACAGAGAGAGAGACCAACAGAUUGAGUCCCUCAUGCUAAGGCAGUCUCAAAAUCUCAUCACUCUUGCUGUCUGGGACUGAGUCAUCCUCCAUGGUGGGGACUGUCCUUCACUGUGGGCUGGGAGCAGCACCCCUGGCCUCCACCCACUACGUGCCAGCAUCACAUUCCACCCUCCUCUCCCCCAGUUGGACAACCAAAAAUGUCUCCAGACGUUGCCAUAUGCCCUCUGAGUUGCAGAAUCGCUCCUGGUUGGAAACCACUGUGCUAGAGAAAUCAAUGCAGCAAGGAAUUUUAGAAACAGAUUCAUUUGGACUGACUGCCUCAGCAGAUGAGACCCAGGACGGUACAGCAACCAAGGCAUAGGCUGCUAUGUACACAUCACCUAGAAAAAAAAUGGACCCCUCUCCAUCCAGAAAUCAGACGCUUGGUGCGUGUUGCUUAAGCUCUCUACGCUUCUGUUUCCAGACUUCUGAGAAAGAGGAAUUCCUGCACACCCACCUCAUAGGGUCAUCGUGAAGACAGGGAAUAAGUUCGUGGGAUUCCGUGGCCAGCCCCAAUUCUUGCCGUCUGCAAUGGCAGAGGAAGACUGUCUGAAGCUCAGGUCAGCAUUUCAGUUGGAUUCUUAAACGUGGCAUAUAUGUUACAAUUUUGUACAAUGUUGCAGUGAAGGCAUCCGGACCCUGAGGACCCCUUUAUCAUUUAAGAGACAGAACGAGUAAAGCAUAUUUUAAUUUUUACAAAGUCCUAGAAAGAUUGGGAGUAGUGAUGCAUUGUUAGUGAAAAACCUAAUUCAGCUUUCUGUUAUUAAAAAAAAAUGUGGACAUGCUGCUUUUGGAAGGAAAAAACAAGGCUGUUUUCCAUUAAUGUCUGGCGACGUGCAUUGAAAAACAAUGAUAAAAAAACACAAGGGGCUUCCCUGGUGGCUCAGUGGUUGCGCGUCCGCCUGCCGAUGCAGGGGAACCGGGUUCGUGCCCCGGUCCGGGAGGAUCCCACGUGCCGCGGAGCGGCUGGGCCCGUGAGCCAUGGCCGCUGGGCCUGCGCGUCCGGAGCCUGUGCUCCGCAACGGGAGAGGCCACAGCAGAGGGAGGCCCGCAUACCACAAAAAAAAAAAAAAAACCACAAACGAGCACAUCUAAGAGAAUUCCUGUGUACCAUGAAGGUUCAUGCCUCUCUUUUUACUAUUUUGUGUUGUAUGGCAUCUAUGAAAUAUGUCGAAAUAAUUCAAUGAUACAUUUUCUGGGUCUGGAUGGAGAAUUGGAGUUUAUGGACUUCCUUGGCUCUGAAUGAUUAUGAAAAUAGAUUCUGUAUAAAA